AUGUCGAACCUCAAGUAUUCCGUGACUGCUUCGUCUCCUCUAUCAACCCAAAUCAAUCGAACGACUUCAUCACCUUCACCACAAAAGAAGCAGAAGAUGUCUUUGUCUCAGACUUAUAUGCUGGCCCACACUGCCAGGAGCAAGCUCUCCAAGGAGGCUUCCCGAGCUGAUCACAACCUCCGCCGUCUCGUUGGUCACGCCAACAUGCUCGACGAUCUCAUGCUCGACCUCGCCAACGCCGAAGAGGAGCAAGAGAAUUGGUUCAACCAGAGCGUCCAGAGUGCCAAGAAGGUUUCCCAUGAGCCCAAGCACAUCCAAUGGGCUGCAUCAAUCCCAGAAGAAGCUGUCGACGAGGAGGAAGCUUCAGACAGCGAGUCAGAUGACGAGGACUACCAGGUCGCUCAACAAAUUCCAUUCCGCAAGGUUGCAAAGACACCACCUCCACCACCAGCAGCGGCGGAAGACUCGGACGACGAAAUGGAGGAUGAUGAUGACUACGAAGAUGAUCUUGCCCUGACUCGAACCUUUUCUCACCCACCAGAGCUCAUGCACGAGGAUUCCGACUCAGAAUCAGAGGACGAAUCAAUGCCACCGUCCCCGCCCCCCACUGCCGCCAUGUCCUUUGAGGCUUUCUCGGAAAAGCAACGACAAGCGAUCGCCACCACAUCAUUCUACCAAUCAGAAAAGUCGUUACCGCAAGCCGAUACUCUGGGGGGGCCGCUUUCUUGGUGCCUACGCUCUCCGGACACGGACGGAUUUCUGACCGGUUUCACAAAUAAGGAUUUGGGAUUUGGCAAAAGUCGGGGAUAG
This is a messenger RNA of Bacidia gigantensis, 810 nucleotides long. RefSeq lists its product as uncharacterized. Bases 1 to 810 code for a protein of 269 amino acids. Lineage: Eukaryota; Fungi; Ascomycota; Lecanoromycetes; Lecanorales; Ramalinaceae. The transcript is spliced from 2 exons. The record is from RefSeq and is a predicted model, not a curated record.